CAACGAAACAAAGCCAAACCAAUCCGUUUCCCUUUUCCAUCCUCAGACGUCUAUCUUGCUGCAUUUCUUCGAUCAAUCUUCUCUAUCACCUUCUGACGACACCUAGUCUUUGCCUUGUGUGCGGAAUGCCUGUGUCCAGCUAUCCGUGCUGACGAUCUCAUCGCCAGACAAGUCAGGCCACGCGUCAGCUCCUGGACUCGUUCGUCGUCGUCUCGCUAUCAUUUCUAUCCCUCACUGCGAUCUCGACUGCCAUUACUACCACGGUAAUUGCUGACGACGAUACCUUCACUUUCACUCCUGCUAACAGAGGAGUGAAGACCAAGGUUGAUACCUUGCCUUGGCAACCUUUGGCGGCUUUCUCGUCGCGAACAUGACGCUUUCGCCGAUACUUUCCUGAAACGUCCUUUUCUGAGUUAUCUACUAUUCUUUUAUCAGCCUUCAUCAUGGCCGACGCAGAGCCACACAGCAUCCAGAGCCUUCUCAAGGAUGGUUAUUUCACGACCUCCAGAAGCAAGAGUCCCAGGCCUGCAAGCCGUCCACUUCCUUCCCUUCCCCGACGCCGCAGUCCAAGCCCAGAUCGUGCUGUCCCGAGAUAUUUGCCCCGACCUCCCCCGCCUACUUGCGAAGACGAAGCCGAAGCCCUCGCAAAAGAACAUGGCAGCGUUACCUCGAGUAGCCUCGAUGAACCACCCUCACGUGGAGACGUCGACCAGUUCCCCCUCAUCGAAGUGGUCCAUGAGCAUAACCCCGAGCGUCGCUUCGUACACGUUUCGGAUUCUAGCGGGCCCCUCGAAUCCCCCAUCCGUACGAAGGAGAGAACGGUCUCCGAUACACAUUCGUCGUCUGCCCCUAAGAUUGUGGAAAAUGAAGAUUACAAGGCCAACACGGCUCGCAAAUAUGAUCCUGUGGCACCAGAUGUUGACGACAGUACCCCCGAGGCGAGGUCAGAGAGGCGCAGGAGCCGGCAGGAUCUUCCACCUCUCGAGACCAGUUUCGCUUCGGCCACGUCCGGGGGGGCUGGAGGUCAUCGCCGAAGCAUGUCUACCACCUACGUAGACCAACCGCCCCCCGACUUCUCGUACCGCGCCAAACAGCACUUGUCAACCAACAACGAGGAUCAUCUGUCGCCACAGGUUAUCAAACAUGCCACCGGCGGUCGUGACAAGGUCUACUAUGACUAUUCGCGAAGCCAAAACUCACCAGCCUCGGCCCAGAGGAGCCGUUCCACCUUGGGGGAGGGUAGACGAGUGGAUGAUCCUGCUGGUCGGUCAGCCAGUUCCCUGACGCCCGGCACGGCGAGAAGAUCCGCCGUCAGCGCCGAGGCCCCCCUCCCGACGUCGCGGCUCCCGGGGGAUCAGUCUGGCGACGUCGGAAGACGCAGUGAGUAUGGCCCCGACUCGUAUGACAGGAGACGAGAACGGCGCGCGUCGAUGUAUAGACGUGAGUCUCCUCCGCCAAGUAGUUCCAGCGCCGAACAUUUGCUCAAGGCACCCUCAUCGAACACACGCCGCAGGAGAUCGGCUGCUGCCUUUGAGGAGCGACCAGUGUUGCACAACCAGGAUGGGGGUUACCCCGUAUCCAGCACCAGACCCAGAUCGUGGGUUCCGGUAUCCCCCAUUCCAUCUUCCAAGAGUUCAGGGAGGGCCUUUGCAGACGGUCACUCCCCUACACCCCGCAGCGCCGCCACUUUCCCGAUGACUCAUGGUAGUAGGGGGCCCUCCCUGCCGUACCCUGAGGAUGAUCUACGCCCGGGCAAGGAUGGCUCGGGCUCUCGAGAGGGUGAUCCCCGCGCACCUUCAUUCCGAUCGCGAGGCCCUCCUACUCUUGGUUCGUCCACGUCCAUGCCUGUGGCCAUCCCGGCCGUCAUGCCCGUGCUACCUCCCGAGCCGACCGACGAGGCGAGCCAACCACCGGCGCCUUCUUCCACUGACACACGAAUUACGCCUAUGGAACCUGACACUCGCCAAGAGAGCUCCUGGCCCCCACCCCCUUUCGAACCAGACAAGACGACCCUUACUACUACGGACCAGUCCACUGGCAGCUAUCGGCGAUACUCGGAGGACGCCAGCAGGGGAGGUACUGCUCCCAUUCCUGACUGCCCCAGAAGAAAAGGGGUGACUGGCAAGGCAGAUUGGCUCAGUCUCCCCCGCUGUGACCACUUCGACAUCUGUCCCGACUGCUACAUGGCUGUCUUUGCCGAGACACCUUAUCGGAACGAGUUCGUGCCGACGCUAUUCCGACCAAUGGACAGGCCCAUUAGGUGCGACUUUGGCUCGUCUCCAUGGUACCGCAUUGCAUGGCUCCUCACCCUGAAGGAGGGCUACCCCGACCUCAGGCUGUUUCAUCUGAUAACCAAUGUAGCCCACAACCAGCCAUGCCCGGGGAACCGGGAAGCGGUGCGAAUUUGGUAUUCCGUCGUGGAUCCCUACAGUCAGACCACAGUUCCCGAUUUCACGGUCUGCUACGAAUGCGCCAAGACGAUUGAGGUCCUGCUCCCCAACCUGACUGGCAUCUUCGUUCCGCAACAAACGCCCGCAGUGCCCACCUGGGGCACCUGUGCGAUGUACUUCCACCCGAAGCGAAGACGGUUCGUUUUGUAUUUCGACGCCAUGGAGACGACUUCGGACAAGGCCCUGGCGACGAACUCGCCCCCUAACAUCUCCGCUCUCGCCAGGACGAUGGAGCGGCUUUCGCUGUUUACGGAGUGCACGGAGGACCGACCCGUUACGGACAAGGGAUGGCACAUCAUGCAGCAUAUCCCCGAGUUCACGGUGUGCGGCGAGUGUUUUGACGAGGUGGUCCGGCCGAGGCUGGAAGACAACAACCCCAUCGCGCGGAAUUUCUACAUGCAACCGCAGCGGCUGCCCGUGGGUACGUGCCAGCUGUACUCCAGCCGCAUGAGGGACGUUUUCAGGAAGGCGUGCCGGCGGAACGACGUGGAUUAUCUCGAGGCGAAGGUCCUGGAGAGGCAGAGAGCCUGGGCGGAUAUUCGCAACGAGAUGGCGCGGCUGGACCAGCACGGGCAGAACGAUGCUUGGACGAAGAGAGAGGUGGAUAAGCUUAUUGACGAGUGGAAGAGCUGGGAGUGAUGUGAUGAAUGAAGCUACAUUUAUGAUGUUAUGUUCGACGAUGCAUUAGGGAUAGCGGAAAUGUGAAAAGGAAAAGAAGAAGAAAAAUUUCAUGAAGAAACGUGAGAAGUUGGGUGAAGGGAUAUUGUGAAGGGAUAUUGCGAACCCUCCUCGUCGAGCAGGUGGAAUUGACCAAUGACGUGAUCGAGAAUUGAGUGAGGUGGUGGAGGUGGUUGUUGUUGGGAGAUAAGGAGUACAUUAUGCUUAUCGGUGAUGGGUGAUAAAAAGUGGACAUCGCACGUGACCAUCCCCACGACUUCGCUAAGAAUUACGAAGAAUUGCGGUACGUACCGAAAGUUCCUAGGGUCGAAGCUGCCCACCAAACAAAUCGAAAAAAUUACACCUGGG
Molecule: messenger RNA, 3476 nt
Organism: Sodiomyces alkalinus F11
Lineage: Eukaryota; Fungi; Ascomycota; Sordariomycetes; Glomerellales; Plectosphaerellaceae
Exons: 2
Coding region: 444-3089 (881 amino acids)
Source: RefSeq, a predicted model, not a curated record